AAACGCCGCUGUUGUUGGUUCUGUUGUUUUCCACUGGCCGCCAACAAGGGGCUCGACUCUUGGCUUCGUUGACACUAUUUGCCUCCGAUAAACUCGUUACCCGGCGAGCUCGCUUGUUCCUUUGUACCCUGGGUGGCGGUUUGAACCGCUCUGUGUAACUCUUUCCUCUGGCGGCUGUGCGUAUGUGCGCGGAACACGCGGGCGAGUUUGAACUAGUAGCUAACUUGAGCAGUGACCUCCCCGCCGAGCAGCGGCCGAGCCUCCGGAGAUGGAAUCCUUCCAGAAGGUCGAGAAGAUAGGAGAGGGCACUUACGGGGUGGUGUACAAAGCCAAGAACAAGAACACGGGAGAAACGGUCGCGCUCAAGAAGAUCAGACUGGACACGGAAACUGAAGGCGUUCCAAGCACUGCCAUCCGGGAGAUUUCCCUCCUCAAAGAGCUCAGUCACCCAAAUAUCGUCAAGUUGCAUGAUGUCAUACACACGGAGAACAAGCUGUACCUUGUCUUUGAGUUCCUUAACCAGGAUCUAAAGAAGUUCAUGGAUUCUUCCAUAGUCAAUGGUAUCCCACUCGCUCUGAUUAAGAGUUAUCUCUUCCAGCUGCUGCAAGGCUUGGCGUUCUGCCACUCCCACAGGGUUCUUCAUCGUGACCUGAAGCCACAGAACCUCCUCAUCAAUGCUCAGGGUGAGAUCAAGCUGGCUGACUUCGGCCUGGCGAGAGCGUUUGGCGUGCCUGUGCGCACAUACACACACGAGGUGGUAACACUGUGGUACAGAGCUCCCGAGAUCCUGCUGGGCUGCAAGUUUUACUCAACGGCUGUUGACAUCUGGAGUCUGGGAUGCAUCUUUGCUGAAAUGAUCACCAGGAGGGCCCUGUUUCCCGGCGACUCCGAGAUAGACCAGCUAUUCCGCAUCUUCCGCACCCUCGGCACCCCGGACGAGGCCACGUGGCCCGGAGUCACUUCCAUGCCGGACUACAAACCUUCGUUCCCUAAGUGGGCUCGCCAGGAUUUAUCCAAAGUGCUCCCUCUUCUGGAUGAGGAUGGAAGAGAUUUGCUACGAGAAAUGCUGCACUACGAUCCAAACAAAAGGUUGUCAGCCAAGAAUGCGCUUGUCCAUCGCUUCUUUCGUGACGUCACCAUGCCACUUCCUCAUCUGAGACUCUGAAUUGUGCAAAACCGCUUUAUAAAAAAAAAAAAAAAAAAAAAAAGUAGGUUCUUGUCAUGACAAUAAGCAAUAAGUGACCUCACUUCAUGGCAGGUUCAGAAGGAGGGGGGAAAAAAACAAUAGGAAGAUCAUUUGAUGCCUUUAGAAAAAUAACUGUUUGAGAUGUCCUUGUCUGUUCUUUAGACCUAACAUUGUUCUGUUAAAUAUUCAUGUGUACCUGCCAUUGUUCAGCUAAAUAUUGUCAUCCUCUGUGUGUUGGCCUUUCUAGACAUUGUAGUUUUGUACCCAAACACCCGUUUUGUUUUUUUAUAUUCAUGUUUUGGCCUUAGGGUGUCCAAAUUUUAGAAUUUAGAAAUUGAUCGCACAAGUUUUCGGGAUAGUGCAAAUACCAAUUUUCAUUGGUCAUUCCAGUUUCCUGCCCUAAGAACUCACCAAAAGUGUAAAUCUCUUUUAUUUCUCAUAUUUGUACAUACGCCGGUGAUGUUCAAAUGUUUCCUUUAUUUUCAGAUUUUACUGUCUUGUCUGCUGUCACAUCUUUCAUACACUAUAUUUUACCCGCCCUUUAUGAACCCUGUUUUAUAGCUACCGCUUGUUGACUGUUGAGAAAAAAAUAAACGUUUAUAAACCA
Messenger RNA from Phycodurus eques (leafy seadragon), 1793 nucleotides. RefSeq names its product cyclin dependent kinase 2 (gene cdk2). The coding region runs from base 269 to 1165 and encodes 298 amino acids. Gene Ontology annotation, cellular component: nucleus; cytoplasm; cyclin-dependent protein kinase holoenzyme complex. The transcript is spliced from 7 exons. Gene Ontology annotation, biological process: regulation of gene expression; protein phosphorylation; regulation of G2/M transition of mitotic cell cycle. Gene Ontology annotation, molecular function: cyclin binding; cyclin-dependent protein serine/threonine kinase activity; ATP binding. The record is from RefSeq and is a predicted model, not a curated record. NCBI's taxonomy places the organism in Eukaryota, Metazoa, Chordata, Actinopteri, Syngnathiformes, Syngnathidae.